Messenger RNA from Triticum turgidum subsp. durum (durum wheat), 252 nucleotides. The record is from the annotation of a GenBank genome assembly. Lineage: Eukaryota; Viridiplantae; Streptophyta; Magnoliopsida; Poales; Poaceae.
AUGGGCUCCAGCAGAGUUGGUAGAGUUUCAGUUGUUCUUCUACUGCUCAUCGUCGUUUUGGUUUGCGCCGCAGGAGGCAGGGGUCUGGCCGAAGAAAAGAUUCAGAAGGACCAUCGCAACGCUGCACACAAGGAGGGAACGACAGCUCUAGGCAGUCAUCCAAGGAACCUCAUGGUGAAGACGAAUGACUACGGCCGCUACGACCCGACUCCAGCGUUCUCCAGGCCUCGCUUCAAGCCUAUACCUCACUGA